This is a messenger RNA of Verticillium nonalfalfae, 2241 nucleotides long. RefSeq lists its product as uncharacterized. Bases 1 to 2241 code for a protein of 746 amino acids. The transcript has 4 exons. Gene Ontology annotation, biological process: protein deubiquitination. Gene Ontology annotation, cellular component: nucleus; cytosol. Gene Ontology annotation, molecular function: cysteine-type deubiquitinase activity; cysteine-type endopeptidase activity. Lineage: Eukaryota; Fungi; Ascomycota; Sordariomycetes; Glomerellales; Plectosphaerellaceae. The record is from RefSeq and is a predicted model, not a curated record.
AUGGCAGGAUUCCUUAAUAAGCUGAAGAGCGCGGGAACAGGGACCACGAGUCCCGCGGGCAAAGAUGCUGCAGCCAAGAAGAAAGAAGCUCUCGAGCCGCCCCCAGAAAUCACGCCUCUGGAGAAGAUGCUUCAAAAUGCUGGCCCUCUGCGAGACGACGGCACCGACCGCUUCUUUGGUCUCGAGAACUUCGGCAACACAUGUUACUGCAACUCGAUUGUGCAAGCACUAUUUUACCAGGAUGUUUUCAGGCAAAACGUCGUCAACUACCCGCCCUACUCCCCAUCCGAAACACCCAAUGGCGACGGCACGCGGCCCAAGGUACAAGUGAGCAUCCGACCGCCGAUGAAGAAGGAAGAACCGGUCAACCCAGCAGCGAAGCAAAAGGUGAGUGCGUCCGAGGCCAUGCGCCGGCGACAGGCUGCCAACCUGCCGCCCGUUCCUGGCCAACCUGGUCUGCGGCCUGAGGACCGGCCGGAUGCACCCGAGUAUAAGAAGAAGCAAGCCAUGAUCAAGGGCCCCGUCGUCGAGCUGAACCAAGAAAACGCCGACCCAUAUGGCAUGUCCGAAUGUACAUUCACCGGCCUGAAAGACAUUUUUGGCGCCUUGAUGCAGAGCGAAGACCGCGUCGGCGUUCUGAGCCCCCAGAGAUUCCUCGAGAUCUUCAAGCGCGACAACGAAAUGUUCCGAAACUCAAUGCACCAGGACGCACACGAAUUUUACGGCCUAGUCCUGAACGAUGUGAUCGCGAAUGUGGAGCAGAACGCUAGGAGGAUCCAGGAGAGAGAAGAUGCGAACGCUAGCGCCGGUCUGGCGCAAUCCGUGGAGAACGCGCUCGGUGCGGGAGUCUCUAGCCUAGUGCCCCAGGUGAACGGUGGUGCCAGGUCUCCGGGCACCGGAUGGGUGCACGACAUUUUUGAGGGCGUCCUUACCUCCGAGACGAAGUGCUUGACUUGCGAGACAGCAUCUCAAAGAGAUGAAACCUUCCUCGACUUGUCGAUCGAUCUGGAGGAACACUCCUCCGUCACUUCGUGUCUUCGCAAGUUCUCGGCAGAGGAGAUGCUUUGCGAAAGGAACAAGUUUCACUGCGAUCACUGCGGAGGCCUUCAGGAGGCAGAGAAGCGUAUGAAGAUCAAGCGACUGCCGAAGGUCCUCGCACUGCACCUGAAGAGGUUCAAGUACACGGAGGACUACAGUCGGCUGCAGAAACUCUUCCACCGCGUGGUGUACCCUUACCACCUGCGCAUGUUCAACACCACGGACGACGCGGAGGAUCCCGAUAGGCUGUACGAGCUCUACGCGGUUGUUGUUCACAUUGGAGGUAACGCCUACCACGGACACUACGUGUCGGUGAUCAAGACGCAAGAUCGAGGCUGGCUUCUAUUCGACGAUGAAAUGGUGGAGCCGGUCGACAAACACUUUGUGCGCAACUUCUUCGGCGACAAGCCCGGCACGGCGUGCGCCUACGUCUUGUUCUACCAGGAAACCACGUUUGAGAAGGUACAGGCCGAGAUGGAGGCCGAGGGACUGGAGGAGGUGAAGAUUGCCAACGAAACGGCGAACCUCGCAUCGGAGAAUGGCCAGGGCAACGGCAACGUCAUCCCUCUGACAAAGCAGAGCACGCAGCCGCUGAGCCCCAGCCUUGAGAGGGACACAAGCAACAGUCUCGCGCACGCUCAGACGGCGCCGGGCAUGGUCGAGGCGCCACCACGAGAAUCGUUGACGGACAACCCCCUGCCCAAGACGCCCAACCCGUUGACGACGGUUCCAUCUUUCCCCGCGGCGCCCCGCGUGGAAACUCGAGGAUCGACCAAGGAGGACAAGAAGCGCGAGAAGAGGGAACACGAAGCGGCGGAGAAAGUGCGCAAGCAGGCCGAAAAGGACAAGCGCAAGGCGGACGAGAAGCACUCGAAGGAGAUGCAGCAGCGCAGGCGAGAGCAGAGCAUCAGGGAAAACGAAGAGAUGCGCAGGGCGGUGGAGGAGAGCCGCAAGAUGGCAGAAGAAGAAGAGAAGAAGAACAACAAGGACGCGGGGGCGAGCCCCGGGGGGAUCCUGAGUCGCGCCAACCGCGGCAGCAAGUCGAUGACGAAGAAGAGCUUCAGCUUCCUCAACAAGGACAGAUCCGACACGGGGGAGAACGGCGCGAACGGUGACGGGUCGUCGAGCCCGGCGGAGAGCAAGCUCAAGGACCGAUUCAGCUUCAACCUCGGCCGCAGGAAGAGCAGCAACCUGCUGUCGUGA